Venustampulla echinocandica is the source of this 1140-nucleotide messenger RNA. RefSeq lists its product as uncharacterized. Bases 1 to 1140 code for a protein of 379 amino acids. The transcript has 4 exons. NCBI's taxonomy places the organism in Eukaryota, Fungi, Ascomycota, Leotiomycetes, Helotiales, Pleuroascaceae. The record is from RefSeq and is a predicted model, not a curated record. Gene Ontology annotation, biological process: intracellular signal transduction. Gene Ontology annotation, molecular function: protein serine/threonine kinase activator activity.
AUGUCGUUCUUAUUUGGGCGCCGCCCUCGGACGAACACCGUGGAUCUGCCAAAGCAAGCAAGAGAACAAAUAUCUAAACUCGAUGGGCCUGGCGGAGCUGCAAAGGCGGAGGAGCUUGCCAAAACCCUAGGCCAGAUGAAGUUUGUCCUGCAAGGCACUCAAGAAACCGAAAGCAGCCCCGAACAAGUCUACUCGCUGGUGACAGGAAUGAUUCAGGAGGAUCUGUUGUACCUCCUUGCGGUCAAUUUAUAUCGCUUGCCCUUCGAAUCAAGGAAAGAUACACAGGUCAUAUUCUCUUACGUACUACGAUUCCGACCGCCGACGGCAUCCCCCAAAAGCGAGCCUAUAGCUCUGAGCUAUGUGAUCAAUAAUCGGCCGGAGGUGUUUGUGGAACUAUGCAAUGGAUAUGACCACAAAGAGAGUGCUACACCCGCUGGGACUGUCCUUCGUGAAGUGCUCAAGAGUGACGCUGCAGCCGCAAUUAUCUUGUAUGACGAUCCAGCUAGGGAAGGCCCAGGCGCAAAGGGCUUGACUGGCAUACAACCCGAGGCGAAGCAGAGUGGGCAAGGGGUAUUUUGGAAGUUUUUCAAUUGGAUUGAUAAGGGCUCUUUCGAAGUUGGGGCAGACGCCUUCACAACCUUUAGAGAACUGUUAACCAAGCACAAGCAAAUUGUAGCACAAUAUCUAUCGACAAACUUCGACCUUUUCUUCGACAAAUACAACAAUAUUCUCGUCAAGUCAGAGAGUUAUGUAACAAAACGACAGUCGAUUAAAUUGCUUGGGGAGAUUCUUCUUGACCGUGCAAAUUACUCGGUGAUGACCGCCUACGUUGAUCGAGGCGAACAUCUAAAGAUAUGCAUGAACCUCCUCCGGGAUGAGAGGAAGAUGGUUCAGUACGAAGGAUUCCACGUUUUCAAGGUUUUCGUUGCGAACCCGCACAAAUCGAUUGCGGUGCAGAAGAUAUUGCUCAUCAAUCGCGAAAGGCUUCUGAAUUUCCUGAAACAUUUCUUGGAAGACCGGACGGAAGACGAGCAGUUCAUUGACGAGAGGGAGUUCUUGAUUAAACAAAUCAAGAAUAUGCCGCCAACGCCUGUUGAACCAACCCAGAAGCCAGCUCUUCUGGGAUCUCAGUCGCGUUAG